Paramacrobiotus metropolitanus is the source of this 2218-nucleotide messenger RNA. RefSeq lists its product as uncharacterized. The transcript has 6 exons. The coding region runs from base 737 to 1984 and encodes 415 amino acids. The record is from RefSeq and is a predicted model, not a curated record. Lineage: Eukaryota; Metazoa; Tardigrada; Eutardigrada; Parachela; Macrobiotidae.
UUCGUGUAAUGGAGCAAACUGCAGCAGUGCGCGUGGAGAAAAUACUGUUGGUAGUUAUGGCUUCUACUUGUACAGUAGGAAACGCAUGCGGGAAUAUAUGCCUGGUGUUUGCCCCCCAAUACGUCAAAGGUCACCAAGCGACCGCCGGGAGUACUUGCAUUAUCCUUUGGAGUUAAAAAUCAGUCAAUUUUGGGGAGAGUACACCAUUAAUCAGGUGGAAAAUGAAGUGGCGGAUAUACGAGUACGUACAGUGAAAAGUGGAAGGACGAGAUCAUUAUGAGCCAGUGUGUGUUUUUAACGUGCGCUGGAGCAUGUUUCACGGUGCUACGAUGACCUGCGGGCGCUUGCUGUUCAGUACUCCCUGCGGGCAAACGAUUAAGCAUUCUGACUUUUUUUUGAAUGCACAAUUCUCCUCUCCUGAUAAUAACCAAGUCCUACAAAUUCUAUUCUGAAUAUCGGGCUAUUAUUUCCCGUUUCUCGUUCGUCUUAUAUAAAAUAUCGGCGUGAGAUUUUUUUUACCCUGUUUUUGGAGCAUCCUAACUGCAUAAUUAUGAAAACAAGUGCGUUUUAUCUGGGAAACAGAAGCCUAUUAGCGUUCUGUUAACAUACAUGUUCGUAUAAUUUUUGGCGAGUAUUCCGAGUAAUGAAGGCAAAUUUCACGUAACUGCCUCAUCGGUGUCCGGUGUCGGAAGUGUCCGGUGCCAUUUUUUUGUUCCAGUGCAUGGCGGAAUAAAUUAUGCCGGUUAACGGUAGCGGCGAUUCUUCCGUUGUACCUUCCCUUCCGGUGAAUUUCAGCCAGGCGUCGCACUGGCUGAACACGAUGGUCCACCCGCAUCCCGGCGCCACGGCCGAGGCCUGGCGCAGUCUGGUCCCGCAUUCCGGCACGUAUACACACGCGCAGAUCAACCGCGCCUACAGCUUCUACAUCGUCUCCUACUUCCUCCUGCUCUUCUUGUGUUCCUUGGGCAACACGUUAAUCCUGGCGGUGAUUGGACGGAGCCUCCGGCAGUGGCAGACGUCCGCCUCCCGCUACAUGCUGGUGACGGCGCUGGCCGAUCUGGGAGCUCUCUGGUUGGGAUUUCCGGUGAUGCUGUGGAAUUUCGGCGCCGUCUUCGACCGGGCCUACCACAAACUGCCGCGGGUUAAGCAGGUCAUCAACGCCGUCAAACCGCUGACCGGCUGGGGCCAGGAGGCCUGCAUGUUCACCUCCGACUGGCUGCUGGUGAUGUUCUCGUUGGAGCGUUUGCUCAUCAUCAUCAGUCCGUUCCGCUUGCUGCAGCGAAUCUUCUUAUAUCAUCAUAAUUACGAUCGGUGUAUAACGACACAUUGCAGAAUCUUCAAGUACGACCUGUACAAAGCCCGCGCCAAGCGCCCGGCCUGGUUGCGCCAUUGGGAGCAGGUGCAGAACCCGGCGGAAGUGGUGGUCAGUCUGCUGGUCUUCUUCGUCAUCCUAACCAUCAACGUGGCGCUCAUCGUCUUCCUGGCGCGCCACCGCCGCUCCAAGCUGGCGCAGAUGCGCGUCAAACAAAUUGCGAACAAACCGCCCAUCUCCCCAGCGGCAUCUUUGCAGUCGGGAAAGCGCGGCCCGCGGGCGGCGGCGCGCAACAGCGACAUCAUAUUAAUCAGCGGCGCCGCGCUGUACCUGCUGACGAAGACGCCCUCCGUCGUCUUCCACUGCCUGAUGCGCGCCGACUACCACCAGCAGUUUGAUUUCGAUCCGACCGCCCAGCAGCUGGCGGCGCCGUUCGUCAACGUCCCCAUGUACAUGCUGUACAGCUUCCGGUUUUUCGUCUACAUACUGACGAAUGCGCAGUUCCGGGAACGGUUUAUGCAGUUGAUUGUGCGGCCGUUGUGGCCGCACGCCAACGGCUUCGUCCGCCGGGAGGACACGCGCGAAGGGCUCGGCGCGCGGCUGGUGCAUCGGUUCACGGAGGGACGCUCCACGUCGGCCGCUGCGGCCAUAGCAGCGGCUGCCAAACAGUAGAAAAUGACCAUUUGAUUGACUGGCAUUGUGAUAGAGAAAAGUGGCAUUUUGCACAUAUACACUAAUCUAGAGAAAGGUCAUCAUAAUUCGCACAAUGUGUUGGUGAUCGUUUGAAGAAACGACUAAUGUUUUCUAUGAUCCUGUAGUACCUAUACUAGAUGUAUUCUUAAAAUACAAAUUAUACAACUGAAUAAAUAAAAUAAAUGGCGUCAGCUGUUCGUUGUAGUGAGUAAU